AUGGACCUGGAGCUGCAUUUGCCCCCCGCCUCUGCCAUCGAAAGUUUUAUAAAAUUUGCCAAAUUUCAAUGCCACUGGAGUCAUGAGUCCUGGGUUUCGGACGCGUUCUCCGGCGGGGACAAGAGGCUGCGGGACGCUCGAAAUUUGAAAACGGGCUGCAAUUGGGCCUCUGGGCCGGAUUUUGGACAUGCCUGCUCGAGUAGUUCAGAGCUUCUGAAAGAAAAUCGGGAGUUUCAGACUGACGGGCAUUCAGAGGCAGUCCCUGAGCUUUUGACCGAGCGGCAACUGAGACCCACUGGAGCUGCUGCCCAAGUCCAGUCCGCGGCUGGCCCUGAACGGCUCUUCUCUUGCAUUCCUCCCUGCAGGACUGCUCUGCCUUCCGGGCCUGAGGACGACGAGGCAGCCAAACCCGGCCUGGAGAUCACCGUCUCCAAUCCCAGCAACCUCAAACUCGAGUGUGUCGUCUGUUACUGCUCCUAUGACCUCUCUUCCCACCUCCCUCGCCGCCUCCACUGCGGCCACGCCUUUUGCCAGGCCUGUAUCCGGCGCCUCAAUGUGUUGGCCAACGAGCAGUGGUGGGUCCCGUGUCCCCAGUGCCGGCAAAACACCCCCACCCCCCGCGGAGGGGUGGCAAUGCUUGACUUGGACCUCGCGGCCUUCCUCGCCGUCAAGUCCGAGAAGGUGCUUCCCCGGCACGGAGGCCGGCUGCAGCCGGAUCAGCUCUCCAAGGAGAAGCCGGUCCUCACGGAGCAGCUGAGCGGCUCGUGCCAGGAAGUUUUGCCUGAGCCCCAGCCCUGCUUUCCCCGGAAUGGCUGCUGCUGGUGGUGGUGCUGCUGCUGCUGCGACCCCAUUCUCUGCUGCGGAACCGCUGCAGCCUUUCCGAGCUGA
This is a messenger RNA of Pseudonaja textilis, 888 nucleotides long. The record is from RefSeq and is a predicted model, not a curated record. Lineage: Eukaryota; Metazoa; Chordata; Lepidosauria; Squamata; Elapidae.